UGUACGAUCUCCGCUUUUCUUUCCUUUUUUUUUUCUCGCUUUUUGCUUACCAAAUCAUCAUGUCCUUUGCCAACAUGCUCAGUGGGGCCGAGUGCUCCUCGGGAGCUAAUCCAAUGGCCCAAAUGUUAAAACAAUUUAAUCAAGAUCGAUCACUUCAAAGAGAUCGGUUUGGCUCACCAGAACAAGGUUCGGCAAGCACGCAAUCGAUUCGAACGGAGCAGCGAGGUCCAAUGGCAGGCAGAGAUCAUGCCUUGGUGAAUGAGUUUUUCGGACAGGAACAGCGACCCAUGGGAAGACCCGACACCGCUGGUUCUCUGGGAACCCCGUUUGAAUUCUCGGAAUUGCAUCACGAAUUAGACGCUUUACGACAUCACCCUCCAGCUCAUGGGACAGCCGGCAGUUGGACGAAUGAGUUUGAUACCAUGCACCAGCAAGGCGGGGCCAGGCUGUGGGAAAUCUCGCCUGAAGAAGAAGCAGCGAUGGAAAAAGUAUUUCAGGAAAGCAGGAUGGCCGCAGGGUCUACCCAGAAUGUGCACGCUUGGCAUGACGAGUUUAUGAACCAUCCGGAAGUAGCAAAUAUGGAUCCGAGACAAUUGACUGAAUUUGAGAACGCUUUCCAGAAAUACUUCGAUUGGGCGAAUGAGUUUGAUCUGUAUCAAGAUAAAGGAAAAGGCAAGAGUGCGGCGGUGGAUCUCAAUGCAAGCUGGGAGGAGCAAUUUGCCGCACACGAAGCCAAAGAGGAAACCGAGGAAGAUAUUGCGAAAAAGGUGGAAGAAGCGGCGGCAUCGCAGGAUCCAUUAGCAUUUGAGCAGUUUGAAUCGAUAUGGCAAGACAUUCGGGAUCAAAUGGGUGGCGGCGGGACCGAAGACACGGAUAAUUGGGAGGACGAAUUUGGCCAAUUUGUGAACACGAAUCCCACCUAUAAACCCGAUUUGGGCGAUUACGUGUUUGAAAUUGAUAAUCCGUACUUGGAACGUGCGAAUUCGUAUGCGGAAGGAUUGGCCAUGAUGGAACAGAAUGGUAGUCUCAACGAGAUCGCCCUGGCCCUGGAAGCAACGGUGCAAAAAGACCCAAAUAAUGCUGAAGCGUGGAUGCACCUUGGCAAUAUCCAAGCGCAAAACGAAAAAGAAGAACCGGCCAUUCGUGCGCUGGAAAAAGCUGUCAGCUUGGACCCUGGGAAUUUGACGGCGCUCAUGUCGCUCGCCGUCAGUUACACAAAUGAAUCGUAUGACCAGGCCGCUUAUCAAACUUUGGAACGAUGGAUUACCGAAAAAUACCCUUCUUUGGCCAAAACUCAAUCGGCCUCAUCGACCGCCACUCCCUUUGAGCUUCACGAUCGCGUCACCGAAAUGUUUCUAACCGCCGCACGGCAAGCACCGGAAGGCCAACUCAUGGACCCCGACGUGCAGGUCGGAUUAGGAGUCCUGUUCUACGGUGGCGGCGAACUUGACAAGGCCAUUGAUUGCUUCGCCUCUGCCCUCAAAGGACGACCCAACGAUUUUUUGCUGUGGAAUCGGUUGGGGGCCACCCUGGCGAACAACGGACGAUCUGAGGAUGCGAUCGAUGCAUAUCACAAGGCCUUGGAACUGUGUCCAUCUUUUGUCCGUGCACGAUAUAAUCUGGGGGUGAGCUGUAUCAACAUUGGCUGCCAUCGUGAAGCUGCUGAGCAUCUGCUCACGGGUUUAUCCAUGCACAAGCGAGGACUGGAAAAUGCAGAGGAAGGAGUCAAUGUAUCGAGCAAUUUAUGGGAAAUGCUGCGGAAGACGUUCAUGAUGAUGAAUCGACGAGAUUUGGCGGAUAAAGCGAUACCAGGCGCAGAUAUCAAUCAAUUUAGAAAUGAAUUUGAAUUCUGAUUUGUAACAUAGCUUUGAGGGAGGGUUUAGAGCAUUCACAGGAUAUUAACUGUAUUGUAC
Messenger RNA from Radiomyces spectabilis, 1913 nucleotides. RefSeq lists its product as uncharacterized. The transcript has 6 exons. Lineage: Eukaryota; Fungi; Mucoromycota; Mucoromycetes; Mucorales; Radiomycetaceae. Gene Ontology annotation, cellular component: peroxisomal membrane; cytosol. Gene Ontology annotation, biological process: protein import into peroxisome matrix, docking. The record is from RefSeq and is a predicted model, not a curated record. The coding region runs from base 60 to 1853 and encodes 597 amino acids. Gene Ontology annotation, molecular function: protein binding.